Molecule: messenger RNA, 1891 nt
Organism: Camelus dromedarius (Arabian camel)
Lineage: Eukaryota; Metazoa; Chordata; Mammalia; Artiodactyla; Camelidae
Gene: FAM217A
Product: family with sequence similarity 217 member A
Source: RefSeq, a predicted model, not a curated record
GGAUCCGGGUCCGGGUUCGGAUUCGGGGCAAGGUAAGGCUCAAGGUCUCGGAUGCAGGCCGUGGUCGGGACCGGGGACGGAGUCGGGCGCGAGGCCGGAGGCCGGUCAAGUCGGAGGCUCUGCGCGCGGAGCGGCCAGGACCUCGGGGUGGCAGUGCCCGCGGAGACGCCGCCGGGGACCAGCCGGGGGCCAGCGGCGCCGAGCGCACCGCCAGGAAGCAGAGGAGCAAGAUGGGGAGAAGAAACGGAGACAGCAGCGGCACCAGCCUGCGCGCGGCCCGCAGCUCCGGGGAGAACGGUAAACAAGGGGUAUUCCAGUUACGGAGUUUUCCUCUUGACGGAAGAAGCAUCGCGGAGGACAGGGAUUUCAGAAGAUCUUCGAUGGAGACGGGCUAUCACGUGACCAGUAGUCCCACAAUGCUGCUCGCAGAGAGCCACUCCCGAGCAGCUGCCUCGGUGGGCCAGCGGGUGAGCGCCUGCCCUGGCCUGGGGGCGCCGGCAGGUCUCUGCUGGCCGCACGCCGACGGAGACUUUUGCAAAGACAGAAACGAGCCUCAGGUGAAUUUAUGCUCAGCUGUAGAAAACAACAGUGGGGACAUUUUAACCACUCCGACUUGGGAUCUGAAGUGUGGACGCAGCAGUGUGGAGGAAGGUUCAACAGAUGAAAGCGACUUGCCAGGAAACGAGAGAGCAAACGAAGCUUUACUCAGCUAUUUUAAAAAGAUGGGCCUGAGCUUAAAGCCAGAAACAAUAGAAAGUGUUGAUGACUUUUUCACCGAAGAGCCGAGCGCCGCGUUCCCAUAUCCUGACCUGCUGCCCCCGCCUUUCGGCGCCCUGGACCUGCACAGGUUAGCCUUCUCCAGGUCUGCAAACUGGACAAUGACAGCGGCGCUUCCAGAAAGCUCCCUGGAGCCUUUGAUAACUCUGUUACUGGAAAUGGAACGACUGCAGCAUGUGACAAUUCAAAAAGAAAGGCCGAGACUGCAGACCCCGCGCUGCACUCCCGGAGCCCCUGAAAGACCCUCUUCUUCCAAACCCGUUCCCAAAACGAGGCAGCCCAGGCUUUCUGACUCUUUGAGUCUUCAGACAACUUGUGCAGAUAAAAGUCAUGAAAAAAGCAAGAGCGAUCCUGGUUCUUGUAAGCUUGAGUGCAGCACAUCCAGGUGGACUGGAUGGAGCAGUGCUGGUAGGUACAGGUGGGGUUCUAGACCAUCUCUGAGAAGCUCCUCCACCACAAAGCAAGUGACGGCCACUUAUGACGACUCUAAGAACCCCAGAAGUGCCACUUUAAACCCAGGCCAAGAGCUCUCAGCCAAGCCUGCUCCUGCCCGGGCAGCUCAAUUGCUGGUUAAAAUGGUCCCAACCCGAUGUCUGCCACCAAAGUCUCCUAUACCAGUUGCACCUAUAUCUCUGUCUUUUCCCGAAAAUGAGAGGGAAGGAGCUAAGGUACCAAGGACCCAAAAGAAACUUUACCGAAAAAACGUGGUGUUGAACAAACCAUUCUGUGCUCAGAAGCUAAACUGUCUGUCGUCUUCGUUGAUAGAGAAGGACAAGUGCUCACCCAUCGACCAGAAAUAACUCUUUUCUUCCCUGCUUCUCAAUGUGAGCAGGUCUACUCCAGGAAUCCCGGCUGAAGCAUGGUCACUCACCCUGAGCUACGGGCCAGAAACACCCAUGCCCUCCACGCGGUUCCUGGCUGCGCCGGGGAGUAGAACUUGAGACCCAGCUGAGAUGUCGACAGGGAAACCUGGGGGCUUCCCUGCCGACCCCCUGGACAGCCUCCCACACGUUACGUUUCAAAGGUAGUUUCACUGAGAAAACUAGUCAAGAUGGUCCUUUUGUUGUGAUUGUUUUCCCGUAUAAUUCCAUCAAUAAAUGGUGCCGUCGACUUA